Molecule: messenger RNA, 1317 nt
Organism: Salvia miltiorrhiza (redroot sage)
Lineage: Eukaryota; Viridiplantae; Streptophyta; Magnoliopsida; Lamiales; Lamiaceae
Product: protein BOBBER 2-like
Exons: 7
Coding region: 195-1097 (300 amino acids)
Biological process (GO): protein folding
Cellular component (GO): cytoplasm
Source: RefSeq, a predicted model, not a curated record
GCAAUCGCUCGACAUGGUGUACUAGUUUUCUGUUAAGGAGAGCUGAGACGUCCUUUAUGCAAAAUUUCCCCCAAACAUAAGAUAUUCUCUAGAUUGUUCUUUAAAUGUAACAGAAAUCUUCCAAAACCCCGCCCAAAAUUGAUGUUUGCUAAAGAAUCCUACAGCGCGUAGUUACGAUCAAUUUGUUUGAACAUAUGGCGAUACUCUCCGAUUACGAGGAAGCAGAGAAGAAGCCGGCUCCGUCGGCGAAGAAGCAGUUUAGCGCUUCUCUCGAUCCGUCGAAUCCACUAGGGUUUUUGGAGAAUGUUUUGGAGUUCAUCGCGAGGGAAAGCGAUUUGUUCAAGAGCGAUUCUCUAGUAAACGAUGUUAAUGCAGCGGUGAGGAUGGUAAAGAAUAAAGUUGAGGCUGAGGACAGGAAGAGGAAAGAAUUGAAAAUCGAAGAGAACGGCAAGGCGGAGAAGAAGUUUAAGGAGGAGGCGACGGCGGUCCCGCCGCCCUCGGCUGAAAAGGACGAUAUGACGAACAAGAAGCCUAAGGAGGAAAGAGAACGGGUUAAUGAAGUGCAACAGAAUAAUGGGCCUCAAGCUCCUAACCAAGCCAAUGGCCUUGAUAUGGACAAAUACUCUUGGGGUCAAUCGUUGCAAGAGGUUAACAUCACUGUUCCUGUCCCUCCUGGAACCAAAUCAAGGUUCAUCGCAUGCGAAAUCAAGAAGAAUCAUCUUAAAGUUGGAAUAAAGGGGCAGACACCGGUCAUUGAUGGUGACCUUUUCCAAUCGGUCAAGGUUGAUGAUUGUUUCUGGAGUUUAGAGGAUCAGAAAUCUAUUUCCAUUCUCCUAACAAAGCAAAACCAGAUGGAAUGGUGGAAGUACUUGGUGAAGGGUGAGCCAGAGAUUGAUACACAGAAAGCGGAACCUGAGAACAGUAAACUGUCGGACCUGGACCCUGAGACACGUUCAACUGUGGAGAAAAUGAUGUUUGACCAACGGCAAAAACAAAUGGGGCUUCCAACUAGUGAUGAGAUGCAGAAGCAAGAGGUUUUGAAGAAGUUCAUGGCUGAGCAUCCGGAAAUGGACUUUUCAAGGGCGAAGAUCAACUAGAGAAAAGACCUUCAGAUUUAAUAUUAGCAUAUCUUGAAAUGCCUAUGGCAACGAAAAUGUAAAAAGUGGCGAAAUUGAUGGAUAAAAUGCAAAUUUUAGACUGACUUUUGGUUAGGAUUAUAUUGUUUAACUUAAAAUGUUGCAAUCACUAAUGGGCAUGCGCUGGGCAUGAUUGACCGUUCUCUGUUAAUGCAUUCCAGUUUCGAAUUUCUUUCACUUA